AUGACAACCACCCCCAAAAAACAACACAUAGCGCACACCCUCCUCCUCCGCGCCCACUCCCCGGACACAGCCACCACCCUCUUCACCGAGCGCAUCAAACAGAAACCCCUCUACGUGCGCCCGACCUCCCCAACCCCGGAAGACAACCGCCACCGCCGUCGCCUCCACCGCCUCCGCCGCAAAGACUACUUCCUCCGCCACCAGAAACCCCGGCCCUUGUCCGCGCGGGAGCGCCGCGCCCACCCCGAGGGUGAUGGUAAUGCUGCGGAUGCAGGGGAAUACAAAUACGCCACCUUCAAGGGGUUGAACGCGCUGUGGGUGGAGUAUAUGCUUUCGGUGCUCGAUUUGAAGGACCCGCGAAGCAAGACGGGGUGUGUGGUUACGCCGAGUUCGCAUGGGAGUAAAUUGGUGAGUUGUGAUUAUCAUGGGGCUGAGGUGGAGGUGGUGCGGAGUCGGUGUGCGAGUCGGGUGGGGUUGAGGGGCAUUGUGGUAAGGGAUGGGAUGUUUGCGUUUACGGUGGUGGGGGAGGGGGAUCGAGUGACGCUGAUUCCGAAGGAACAUACGGUUUUUCGGUUUGAGUUGCCUUUACCUUCCUCUUCUCCGUCGGGGGGGAAGGAUGCGGCUGGGACUGGGGAUGCGGCUGGGGAGAGUGAAGGGCAAGCGCAACAGCAACAGAAGAAGCUCGUGUUCGAGUUGCAUGGCAGCCAGUUCCAGAAUCGGCCGGUCGAUCGCGCGAAUAAGAAGUUCAAGUGGAGGAAUGUGGACUAUGUUUGA
This is a messenger RNA of Aspergillus aculeatus ATCC 16872, 774 nucleotides long. Its product is annotated as RNase P/RNase MRP complex subunit. Gene Ontology annotation, cellular component: ribonuclease P complex; ribonuclease MRP complex. The coding region runs from base 1 to 774 and encodes 257 amino acids. The transcript is spliced from 3 exons. Gene Ontology annotation, molecular function: ribonuclease P RNA binding. Gene Ontology annotation, biological process: rRNA processing; tRNA 5'-leader removal. NCBI's taxonomy places the organism in Eukaryota, Fungi, Ascomycota, Eurotiomycetes, Eurotiales, Aspergillaceae. The record is from RefSeq and is a predicted model, not a curated record.